Pan troglodytes (chimpanzee) is the source of this 1220-nucleotide messenger RNA. RefSeq lists its product as uncharacterized. The transcript has 4 exons. The record is from RefSeq and is a predicted model, not a curated record. Bases 1 to 774 code for a protein of 257 amino acids. NCBI's taxonomy places the organism in Eukaryota, Metazoa, Chordata, Mammalia, Primates, Hominidae.
AUGAAAUCAGCAUCUUCCCAAACUUCUCUGCUGGAAGACUGUCUGGAAUGUCUCCCCUUGGCCCUCUGGGGGAUGCUGCCCACUCCACAGGGCUCCCUGCAGCUCUGUCUGAUUAUAAAGCUUCUCCCUAAUGGGCAAGAUCUCACACAUGAUAGAGCCAUAAAAUGUGGCACUCCUGGCUGGCCCUGCUGCUUGUCUGAUAAGGGAGAUGGAGGGACUCGCCAGCACAGGCAGAGGGCCCUGGGUCUUACCCCGCCCCCGUGCCUCCUCCCCACCCCAGCUGGUCUCGGCUUCCAGCAUGUUGGAAGGCCUGUUCUGCAGAACACAAAGCCCAUGCUUUGCAAUGAUGAGGAUUCCAUGUUCAAGAAAGGUUGGGAAAUCUCUCCCCUCCUAGGGAUUCAAAACACCCAUGAGCACAGUCAUGGCUGUGAGGAGGCUUCCACUAAAGAAAACCUGCUCGCAUUUCCCCGGGACACAUUGCUGAAGCUUGUCACGGCAGUGAGAGAGACCUGUGGUCUCCUAGGAGGCGUGGAGCAGCCUUCCCACACUCUCUGCACAUACACAUCCUCGGGGGAUCUGGUCCAGGGGCAGAUUCUGACACCCCAGGCCUCAGCUGAGGCUCCAGACGCUGUGUCUCUCACAAGCCCCCGGAGGACAGUGAUGCUGCAGGUCCACAGGCCACAGGGAUCCAGAGUGGCUGCUGAGGAGAAGACAGAGCAUAAAGAGGUUAAACCAUGCCUAUGGUCACCCCUAUCUGGUGAAGCUGAGAUUUGAAGUGGUGUUUGGACCCCAGAGCUGAGCUGAUUAUCACCAUGACAUUCAACCUUCCAGAAUCCUGCAGACCCUCAAUAGGGUGCCCUGCCCUCCUGUCCAUGCCUGGGCCUUCCAGGCCUAGCAGAGUGGUGUAGGACAUUCAGGGAUGGGCCAGGGCAUCCUUGUACGUGGCCCCUCCCUAGGUCACCCCCAAUCCCUGCUCUGGUUGGCUCCACACUUUUACAUGAAGCCCUGCUGCUCCCAGCUGGGGGAUGAUUAGACCAGGGGCUCCUGUUCAGCUUUUCAUGCAGGAAGACUACUGAGCAGGGGCUGGCUGUGGAAGAGGGGAAAGUUGCCACCCUUGUCUAAAAUCGCCGCUGCGGGAUGGAGAGGAAGAUUCCUGCACACCCAGGGAGAGGUUGAGGCUCCAGGGAGAAGGAGGGAGCAGCGCUGCCUGAGCACAUGCC